CAGUAGUUCAAUAAAUAUCUUGUCACGAUAUCAUCUAAUUUCCACGAGAGAUAUGCGAUCAAGUGACUCGAUUUUCACCUGUCAAUAAGGACACUAUCAGAAAAGUAGGUGGAGUUUGACAUUGUACCUGAUGAAUCAAGGUGCCAAUGUCAUGCAAGGUGUACCAACAGAUGACGAGCUGGAAGAUUUGAGCCGAAAUAUCGGCGCUAAAUGGGAAAGUCUAGGGCGUAGACUGAACUUUUCAGAUGAAGAGCUUCAGGAGAUUGACUCAGGUAGAAGGCUCCUUCCUCAGAAAGCAUAUCAGAUGCUGAAGAAGUGGAAAGAAAGGAAUGGGUCUGGUGCAACUUACCAGACUUUGUGUGCUGCUCUAAGCCACAGAUUUGUUUCACGUACAGACUUGGCUGAGAAGUAUGAUAAUUUUACAGGUGAGAAGGAAGACAGACCGUCUUUAACAGAGACAGUUGGUAAAAUGUCGUCUUUUGCAGUAGUCAAACGAGGUGUACCAACCAGUGAAGAGUUAAAAGGAUUGGCUCAACGUAUUGGUGACUUUUGGAAAGUAUUAGGGCGUCAGUUGGGGUUUAACGAGAGGAAGUUGCUGGUGAUUGAUGGAACAAGCGAGUCUGGGAUUGAUAAAGGAUACCUUAUGUUGAUGCAUUGGAAACACAGGAGAGGUGGUCAUGCGAAUUACAAGACUUUGUUUGAUGCUCUGACCCACGCAGUGGUACAGCGUAAUGACCUGGCUGACAGUUAUUGCAUUGAGCCAUAACUCAGACUGACUUCAUCAGAAACAGCUGGUAAAAGGUCGUCAGUGGGUAUAGGCAAACUUAAGCGAGGUUCCCAAGAUAAGCUGGAUCCUUUUUCCUUUCCUCAAAAGCGGCUAAGAGUUCCCAAGGAUGAGAAAACAGAGCUACUAACUGAAAAGUACUCAGAGUUCAAGGAUAAUCCUUGGCUGAAGAAAGAGAAAACAGAGCUACUAACUGAAAAGGACUUCGAGUUCAUUGAUGAUCCUUGGCUGGAGAACGAGAAAACAGAGCUACUAACUGAAAAGUACUUCGAGUUCAUGGAUGAUCCUUGGCUGAGUGAUAAAGCAAUUCAACGAUCUAUCAUCUGCAGGGGUGUGGUAACAGAAUAUGGUUGUAAAUGGAACUUAAGGGAAGCAGCUGCCUAUGUGACAUUUCACGAGGGAGCUGUGCCAAAACCUUUGUUCUUUACUGGUUCAGUAUGGCCUCCUACAUCUUGCUGUCCACCAAUUGGUAGUGAUGAGCUUUUGGUUAGCAAUGUGGUUGAAUUGUCACAUGAUGGUCCACCAGACAUUGAGUUUAGUGGAGGAAGCAUAACUGUGUCUUUGAUGCACAGUGCGAGUGAUUUGAAGGGCUAUGAAGUAGUCAUCAAGCAAUUGAUGGAUCCAAAUGGCGAUGAAUGGAAGGAUUUGGAGACGAGGUACUUAAUGGAUAUGCCAGAAGCAGGAAAGCCAGAGAUUUCCGACUGGCCUCAGUUUGUUGAGGCCAGUUGUCUAUUCGCUCAAUGUUCCACGUUUGCUGCCAUUUGGCGCCUGAAGACCUUUAGUUUCUCAAGACAUACUUCAGUGGCUCAUCAACUCACAUGUGUAGUACCAGACUUUCCCGACGUACGUGUAGAAGUUCCUCUUACUUCUUUACCAGUUGAUCAGGACUUCACUUUUACACUUAAGGUGCAAGAAUUUCCGAGCAGUGAGGUCGAAGAAGGAAUAUUGGUUGGUCCUGUUCUUCACAUUUCAAGCUCUCACAGCAUUGAACAUUUUGAGCCUGUAACAAUCAAGAUUCCUCUCACCUUACGUGAAAGUAAGCACGAUUUUUCGAAAUUUUCAAAUGAGGUCGUAAGGUUAUUAUACCUUGAUCCGGAAGAAAAACCCAAGAGCUGGACUGAUAUCACAGAUGAACUUGAAGGACAAGUUUUUCUUAAAGAUGGGAUAGUAGAAUUUAAAGUCAAGCAUUUCAGUCGAUUCUGGCUAGUCUGUAAGUUAAAGAAUUUGGUGUCUCAAUUGGAGGAUUUUACUCGGCGAUCUUUCCCCACACCAAUGCCACAACGUGUUCAUUUUCUCGCUUGUUUACGUGAGACUUUAUGUCAUGCCAAAUAUGAGCUUUUACUGUACUGCUUUCUAAACAUCAGAAGAGCCGAUGUUGUUCAAGAAAUUUCACGUUAUGAAACACCUUUUAUUGGCGAGGGAAAGUCAAAGGAGCCUUUGUGUAAGGGAGAUAAAAUUGUGGUUUCCCUGUCAGCCCUUACAUUUGAGCAUGAAUCACAGAAGAAUAAAGAGAUUGUUCUCGAGUUUCUUCUCCAAUGGGCGUCGCCAUGGUUGAGGAAAGACCUCAUUUUUCUGUUGGCUCAGUCACUUAGCCCUGGACCAGAACGUAUAAAACUCUUCAGUAUAUCUCAAUGCCGUUCAUACAAUAAUAGUAUGCAUGCAAAACGUUCAGCAUGAUCAUUGGCUGAGAACGCGUCAGUUAAUCCCAAACAGUGAAAUUGAGUGCAAAAUUGAAUUGAUUGACCAGCAAGUCGCGAAAGCACAACAAAGCAAAAUGGCGGAAAGGUGAGGAAAGUUACAAUGUUUUUAAAACAGAGUUUGAGGGAGACUGCUUUGUUGGCUGAAAGUCUGGCGGUCUUGAGCUUCCAAAAGUGGCUAUGAAAGUAUAAACCGGGGGCCUGAAUAAAAUUCUCGAGGAGUUUUUACGCAGUAGUUCGUACGAAAGACUGUAAUGUAAUGGUAACUGUUGUCUACCGAUACCUAACAGGGACAGAAUACAAACGCUCCAUUACUGUGAUAGAGAGUUUAAGAGCGACUUUUUUUCAUAAUUGCGUGAGAGGUGGCUAAUCGACCGAAAAAUGACUAUCCUCUUAUAUCAGUCAGAUAUGCCUUAUAGUGAUCAUAGAAACUUGGUAGGGUUUUUUUUUCCCAGACUUGCUUUUUUAUCCUAGAAAAUGCACGAAACUGAAACGAGCGUAGGUAGCCGUAAAAUGGCGGAAAUCAGUGCCCCGAGCAGAGGCAAAUGAAAUUUGCUGAUGAAAAGCACAAAAGAAAGCAAGCUCUUAUCAACUUGAUAAAUUUGUAUUGGGGGGAUCGCAUGGUUCAAGUCUAAAACGAGACCAUUUCAUUUUAUUUCGAGCUCCUGAAACGCCUUUGAAAAUCAGCAAUAUUUCAAAAUCCAAAUAUCGCAUUUUGUACCUGUAAUUUCUGAGGCUUGCUUCACCGCAAUGACCGGAAAUCGCUGUGAUGGACCUCAGCAGGAUCACAGUUGCUCUGGCUUUUAACAUUUAUGCCAUUUGGAACAUAUUUUUCAACUUUCAUCUGUCAUUCAUGUUCUCUUCUGUUUUGUUUUUGAACACGAAACUAUAUAUACUGUACGAGUGUUAGCUGUGUUUGAGUUUUAUAACCAUAUGUAAGUUUAGAAACCGAGCGUGAAACCUUUAGAACUCGGACUGUCUAUUUCGUUUUCUCUUUGAGGAUUUUCGUCUCUGCACACGUGACUGUAACGCCAUUUGCGGCGCUUGGCAUGUUCACAAACCUUUGUCUGGUUCUUCUGUGGCCAGUCCGUGACAUAGACAGUUUUGUCGUUACUGUUUCCUCCGAUAUGAUUGGUGUAAGCAAAACCAAAACAAACUGAUGCGGCAGAGAGAGAAUUGGACGAUACUUUUUCUAGCUAGUUUUUUUCGUGCCGGUCAUGUUGUAAUGCGAAGGUGUAUCGAUAGGAUUUUGAGUUAUAAAGUUUUUAUGCUAGCGCUAAAAAUUAUAUGAAAUCUAAGAUAGAAACUAUGAGGCAUUGCUGAGCUCAGGAAAGCAUACAUGCUACUAGUUUCCAUUAAGCCAGCCGUAAACAGUUGUUAUUAGAUCAUAACUGUAAUUAGUGCUAAACUGUAACCGUCACCUGUCAUGACCUUUUGUGUAGUUGUUAUCCACCAGAGCUUUUUGAAAGUGAUUAAUCUUGUAAAAAGCGAAAUGCCUUCCUAGCCAAUCGUUGUAGAAGAUAACGUUAUCCUUUAGAUAAGUCAUGGCAUUUCCUCAUCCUCUUAAGUUAGGCUUAAAUAGAACUUUUCGGUAAAGCUUUCUUUGGUCAAACUCAGUCUGUUGAAGCCAGCUCAGGCCAGAUUAGGGCCACGUCAGUUCAGUAGUGCUUGGAGAAUAAAUCUACGUUGGAGCCAACCUUGUUGUUGUUGUUAGUCAUGGUCUCAAGCCGGGAUAAUCGACAACCGUAAAAGAUCCCGGCCUUCCCGCAGCCAGCGAGUGCCCCCAAGAAAGCCUUUUCCCAGAGGAAGUUUAUAGAGUUGUUCCCGACCGCCCGUUUAUUUGUGAAGGCAAAACCCAGUUUUCACAAAGGUGACGGCAGAACAGAAUUCAAAGUUUCAAAGAGACAUCGCUGACUUUUUUAUUUCUGUAUUGCUGUAUUUCAAAUUUAAUUUUCGACAGACAUGUUAUCUCUAUUCACACACCUCGCUAUGUCAGUGUUGCACGUACACGUAUUUUGCUCGUGGUGUUUAGCUAUAAAAUUCUAUCAUUUUCCGUUGAGAUGUCUAAAAGACACCAAGAAAGUAGCGAACUAUGAAAUAACAUAUUAACUUCAGUCUCAUAUGCAUUUCCGCGUGAAUGUUAAAAGAAAUGUCUCAAACUGGAAGAAAUUCUGCAAGAAUUUCAGAGCUCACGCUUCGACCAGCUUUAGCCGCCAGUUGUUUGUUUGCUUGAUUUGAAAGGCGCCCUCCAGCUUUUUUUUUAAACCACAAGGAGUCUCGUUCACGAUGAGUUGUCCACAAAAGAUCUUUUGAGGUCGAAAUAUUUUUUUUGUUGAUCUGAGUUUUCCUGAACUCGAUCAAACAUUAUUUUGCUUGUUAAAAGGGCCCAUUUGGGAUGAAUUUGGGAGUCCUAGUCGAUAUUAUUUUAAAUUGAACCGAAAGCUUAUUUUUAGAUAAGCUUUUGUCAGACUGCCUUGCUUUGUCGCAAAGCCAAGGAGAUAUUAUCGUCCAAGAGCUGGGGCGGAAAAGGAAUUAAAGUACCUUCGAUGGCUGGCAUAACCCAUGACACCAAAACGACAAAAUCAGGAUCGGAUCAUGAACCGUAUCACGGAUCGGAUCGCGGACCGGAUCACGGAUCGGAUCACGGAUCAGAGAAAAAGGAUCAGGAUGUUUUGCCGCAUGAACUCUUACGGGAGUCAUCUAUUACGAGGAGUCAUCGCCGCAAAAUUCCUGUUUAAAUUUCUGUUGUGUAGGACCUGUGAAGGUUACAAAUUCUUCGCCUAGAUGGAGGGGUGUAAGCUUUUAGCUGAGUGACCCACUUACCAGCUAUUCAAACCCACCACUGGCUUUAAAUUUUGGGCAAACACUAUCAGUCUGGCUUUAACACCAAGAGCAGUUCCUUUAGACGGUAGAGAAACACUUUCCAGCGUCAGAGCCCAGCAUUCUGCAACGCUUUUUUUACGCGCGCGAUGUCACAGAGGAAGCUUGUGUGGACGCAAGACAAAAAAAGGUAUGAGUCAAUGUCUCUUUGACCUGAAAGGUACGAGGUUUUUUGUCUUUAGAGGUCUUGCAGAGGCAGAAGAGGAACAGGCAGCUGAAGAAGAAGUGUAAUUUGCCUGCUGUUAUUGCACUGUGGACGACGAUGGACGGGCCUGUCUUGCGCUGAAACAGAGAGACGCAGCUCGCAGGGAGAUCGUCGCUUUCUCAUCGAACGGCAGCAGUUUUUUUGACGCGGGAAAGAUUGCAUUGAUAUUCAUAAAUGAUAAUGUUCAACUGAGUCUUUCAUAGGUUCUGCUCACUGUUCAACUGGGUCUUUCAUAGGUUCUGCUCAGUUCUUUGAUAUGAGUACAUUGAAUUUAAAUUGACAAUUUGCA
Stylophora pistillata is the source of this 5855-nucleotide messenger RNA. RefSeq lists its product as uncharacterized. The record is from RefSeq and is a predicted model, not a curated record. NCBI's taxonomy places the organism in Eukaryota, Metazoa, Cnidaria, Anthozoa, Scleractinia, Pocilloporidae. Gene Ontology annotation, biological process: signal transduction. Gene Ontology annotation, molecular function: protein binding.